Molecule: messenger RNA, 1086 nt
Organism: Spirodela intermedia
Lineage: Eukaryota; Viridiplantae; Streptophyta; Magnoliopsida; Alismatales; Araceae
Source: the annotation of a GenBank genome assembly
AUGCCUCUGGGCUUCGAGCUUAGAGCGAAAGGCUGUGCGGGCGCCGGCGACAUUGAGACGGAGAGAGAGAGAGAAGGGGCGGAAGAGGGUGGGAAGCCAUGGAACUCGGGAGCAAAGUGAUUAACUUUCUGGGGAAGAAGGACAACGUCGUCCACCUGUUCCUGGGGGGGGCGUUCGUGGCCCUGGGAGUGCGAUCGGCGUCUCAGCAGGGGGACAUCGACGAACUGGAGGCGGAGAAAGAGUCGCUGCGGCGGAGAAACAAGGCCAUGCAGGAGACCAUGUGGGGCUGGCGGCAGAGCCUCUUCAACCUCGCGGCGUCUGACCCUUCCAGCUUCCCCGUUCCCCUCUCCAGGCUUCGGGCUAUCUACGGCGACGAAGAUGAAUCGGAUGCGGCAACUUCCUUCGCCCCGCCCCCUUCGCAGAAUCUAGGUAUUUCUCCCUGAAACAUGCAAACACUGCGAUCUGUGGUGAUCUAGCGCCUGUGGAAUCUACUCCACAAUACCUGUCAAGGCCUCCUCCUCACACAGUCCAAUCGGAAGGGGGGAGGGGGGAGAUCUCCUUUCCCUCUGGCUCCUCGAGCUACAUCUGGCGUCGCCCUCGUCGCCAUUAGCAACCCAACCCCGUGGAUCAUCUCACCCGCAUCCCGUAUGAUCCCCCCCAUGCAAUCAAUUCUUGUCGCAUCAGCUGCUACAGCUUUGUCACUGCAUAUUUGAUUGCACUCGGUAGGGGGCAACAGAAUGGGAGACCAUAUAUCGUAGAACGGCAGCAUCCUCCUCUCGCUUAGCUCCUGGAGCCAACCGAAGAUCCCAUCCGCUCACCGUUCUCGAGUAGGAACAGCCUUCUUCUUAACCAGAGUUGAGAUCUUUCGACGGGUGUGGCAUAAUAUCCGUACAUUCAGUUCUUCCUAAACCAUCUAACCAGCGUCAUUUCUCUGCAAAUCCCCCUCUUUUAUCUCGUUUCUAGUACUAUGAUCUUCAUAUCUUCUUAUGAUCUGGGAUGAACCCGCCUUCCUUACAUCUAAUUGCAGAUAUCCCCGGGGAGACUGGAGCACCGACCCCAUCGCCGGCUCCGAGGUUUACAGUCUGA